Ascoidea rubescens DSM 1968 is the source of this 2663-nucleotide messenger RNA. RefSeq names its product aconitate hydratase ACO1 (gene ACO1). The transcript has a single exon. The record is from RefSeq and is a predicted model, not a curated record. Lineage: Eukaryota; Fungi; Ascomycota; Saccharomycetes; Ascoideales; Ascoideaceae. Bases 136 to 2499 code for a protein of 787 amino acids. Gene Ontology annotation, molecular function: aconitate hydratase activity; 4 iron, 4 sulfur cluster binding. Gene Ontology annotation, cellular component: cytosol; mitochondrion. Gene Ontology annotation, biological process: tricarboxylic acid cycle.
UUUUUGUUGUUUUUCCUAUAUCUUCACUGAAUUGGUCUGUCUGAUUUGUGCUGUGAGAAAUUGACAAUUGGCUGUGGUUUCUGCUUGUAAUAUAUUUCUGCUCAUUCAUAUUCUUAUCAUAUCUGCCCUAUAAUAAUGUUGUCUGCUCGCUCAAUCUUGUCAAGAAGUGCUAACCGUACUUGUUUGGCUUCCUCCUCAAUUCGUGGUUUGGCGACUGCUUCUUCCACUUUAUCUCCAGAUGCUAAAGUUCACAUGAACUUGUUGGAAUCUCACUCUUUCAUAAAUUAUAAGAAAAACUUGGAAAAUGUUAAAAUUGUCCAAGAAAGAUUAAAAAGACCUUUAACCUAUGCUGAAAAAUUACUUUAUGGUCAUUUAGAUAACCCACAUGAACAAGAAAUCGAAAGAGGGGUCUCUUAUUUGCAAUUAAGACCAGACAGAGUUGCUUGUCAAGAUGCUACUGCUCAAAUGGCCAUCUUGCAAUUCAUGUCUGCUGGUAUGGACCAAGUCCAGACUCCAUCAACUGUCCACUGUGAUCAUUUGAUUCAAGCUCAAGUCGGCGGUCCAAAGGAUUUAGCUAGAGCUAUUGACUUGAACAAAGAAGUUUACGAUUUCUUAGCCACUGCCUGUGCCAAAUAUAAUCUUGGUUUCUGGAAACCAGGUUCUGGUAUCAUCCAUCAAAUUGUCUUGGAAAAUUAUGCUUUCCCAGGUGCCUUGAUGAUCGGUACUGAUUCUCAUACUCCAAAUGCCGGUGGUUUAGGUCAAUUAGCUAUUGGUGUUGGUGGUGCUGAUGCUGUUGAUGUCAUGGCUGGUUUGCCAUGGGAAUUAAAAGCCCCAAAGAUUCUCGGUGUCAAGUUAACUGGUAAAAUGAACGGUUGGGCUUCUCCAAAGGAUAUUAUUCUUAAAGUUGCUGGUAUCACUACCGUCAAGGGUGGUACUGGUAAAAUUGUCGAGUAUUUCGGUGAUGGUGUCUCCACUUUCUCUUGUACUGGUAUGGCUACCAUCUGUAAUAUGGGUGCCGAAAUUGGUGCUACCACCUCCACUUUCCCUUAUAACUCUUCCAUGUCUGCUUACUUGAAUGCAACUGGUAGAGGUGAAAUUGCCAAGUUUGCUGAUGUUUACUCUGACUCCUUCUUAAAGGCUGACGAAGGUGCUGAAUACGAUGAACUCAUUGAAAUCGACUUGAACACUUUAGAACCACACGUUAAUGGUCCUUUUACUCCAGAUUUAGCUACUCCAAUUUCAAAAAUGAAAGACGUCGCUGUUGCAAACGGAUGGCCAACUGAAGUUAAAGUAGGGUUAAUCGGUUCUUGUACCAACUCUUCUUAUGAAGAUAUGACCAGAUCUGCCAACAUCAUUAAAGAUGCUGCUGCUCAUGGCUUGACCUCAAAAUCUUUAUUCAACGUCUCUCCAGGUUCUGAACAAAUUAGAGCCACCAUUGCAAGAGAUGGUCAAUUGAAAACUUUCCAAGAUUUCGGUGGUGUCGUUAUGGCUAAUGCCUGUGGUCCAUGUAUCGGUCAAUGGGAUCGUCAAGACAUCAAAAAAGGUGACAAAAACACCAUCGUCUCAUCCUUCAACAGAAACUUCACUGCUAGAAAUGAUGGUAACCCAGCUACUUACGCCUUUGUUGCUUCCCCAGAAAUGGUCACUGCUUUUGCUAUCGCCGGUGACUUGAGAUUCAAUCCAGUUACUGAUAAAUUAAAGGACAAGGAUGGUAAUGAAUUCUUAUUAGAAGAACCACAUGGUGAAGGUUUACCAGCUUUAGGUUACGACCCUGGUGAAAACACUUACCAAGCUCCUCCAAAAGACAGAUCUACUGUUUCAGUUCAAGUCUCCCCAACAUCUGACCGUUUACAAUUAUUAACCCCAUUCAAACCAUGGGAUGGUAAAGAUGCCGAACGUUUACCAAUCUUAAUCAAAGCCGUUGGUAAAACCACCACUGAUCAUAUUUCCAUGGCCGGUCCUUGGUUGAAAUACAGAGGUCAUUUGCAAAACAUUUCAAACAACUAUAUGAUUGGUGCUACCAAUGCUGAAAACGGUGAAGCCAAUAAAGUUAAGAAUCACUACACUGGUAANUACGAUGGUGUUCCAGAAACUGCUCUUGCCUACCGUGGCCAAGGUAUCAAAUGGGUCGUUAUCGGUGAUGAAAAUAUGGGUGAAGGUUCUUCCAGAGAACAUGCUGCUUUAGAACCAAGAUACUUGGGUGGUUUCGCUGUUAUCACCAAAUCCUUUGCUCGUAUCCACGAAACUAACUUGAAAAAACAAGGUUUGUUACCAUUAAACUUUGUCGACAAAGCUGACUACGACAAGAUUAACCCAGAUGAUGAAGUUGACAUUCUCGGUUUAACCACCUUUGCUCCAGGCAAAAACUUAACUUUAAGAGUUCAUCCAAAAGAUGGCAAAGCUUGGGAAUGUGAAUUAUCUCACACUUUCAACGCUCAACAAAUUGAAUGGUUCAAAGCCGGUUCUGCUUUAAACAGAAUGGCUGCUGCUCACAAAUAGAAAACCUUAAUGAACUGACAUGAAUAUUUACUUUUCUUAUUUUUUAAACCAAUCAAAAAAGAUUUAUGUUAAAUAUAUAUUUUAUUUUGCUGCACUUUUUUCUUUUAAUUCCCACUACUUUUUUAUUUAGUUUAAUUAAUAUUCUAUGAUAUUUAAUUCCUAAC